AUGCUGUCGGUGAAGCAGGCGAGAGAGGAGGCGGCGGCGAGGAUUAGGAGGAGGAUGAGAGUCAUGGGGCGUGUGGCGGCGUCGCAGGAGCCGUUGUUGGUGAAGAUCGGAGUGAGGAGUUGGAAAGCUAGGAGGGUUCCGGUGGGGAGGAGGUUGGCGAGGUGGGCUGUGCUUUCAAGGGCACGUUGGGACAAGGAAGGAGGAAUUGGUGGUGGUAGUGGUGGUGGGGUAUCAUCGGCGACCGUCGGAGUGGAGGUUGUUGGUCUUGCUCGGAAAGACAUACUUGGGUUUGGACUUUGGAGAGGAAAUGUUGGUGGUGGAGUCACUGGAGUGGGUGGCGGACUUUGGAUAGGUUAG
This is a messenger RNA of Ilex paraguariensis (yerba mate), 357 nucleotides long. NCBI's taxonomy places the organism in Eukaryota, Viridiplantae, Streptophyta, Magnoliopsida, Aquifoliales, Aquifoliaceae. The record is from the annotation of a GenBank genome assembly.